Messenger RNA from Durio zibethinus, 3536 nucleotides. Its product is annotated as N-terminal acetyltransferase A complex auxiliary subunit NAA15-like. Gene Ontology annotation, biological process: N-terminal peptidyl-methionine acetylation. Lineage: Eukaryota; Viridiplantae; Streptophyta; Magnoliopsida; Malvales; Malvaceae. Gene Ontology annotation, cellular component: cytoplasm. Gene Ontology annotation, molecular function: protein binding. The record is from RefSeq and is a predicted model, not a curated record.
AAUGAACCAACGGCCCAUAUAUAUUAAUCAAAAAGUUAUUUAUUUAUUCCUUUUUAAUUUUACUUUUGUUCAAGCUUGUUAUUGACAGUAGGGUUGAAGCAGCAGAUAAACGCCACCACUCUAUUGUCUCUCUUGCAAGCCCCUAACUCUCACUUCAUCUCUCAAGUCUCAAUCUUCUCAUUUUUUUUCUCUAACGAUUCUCGUUUUUCUUCUAAAAUUUUCUAAUUUUCUUCAACAAUGGGAGCUUCGUUGCCUCCGAAGGAAGCUAACCUCUUCAAACUCAUUGUCAAAUCACAUGAAACUAAACAGUACAAGAAAGGACUGAAGGCUGCAGAUGCAAUACUGAAAAAGUUUCCUGACCAUGGAGAAACAUUGUCAAUGAAGGGGUUAACCUUAAAUUGCAUGGAUCGGAAAACUGAAGCUUAUGAGCUUGUUCGGCUAGGUGUAAAGAAUGAUGUAAAAAGUCAUGUUUGCUGGCACGUUUAUGGUCUCCUCUAUCGGUCAGAUAGAGAAUACAGGGAGGCUAUCAAAUGCUAUCGCAACGCCUUGAGAAUAGAUCCAGACAACAUUGAAAUACUACGGGACUUGUCACUCUUGCAGGCACAAAUGCGAGAUUUGACAGGAUUUGUUGAUACAAGACAACAACUUUUGCAUUUGAAACCAAAUCAUCGCAUGAACUGGAUUGGCUUUGCUGUAGCCCACCAUUUAAACUCAAAUGGUGCAAAAGCAGUUGAAAUUUUGGAAGCAUUUGAAGGGACAUUAGAAGAUGAUUAUCCACCAGAUAAUGAACGUUAUGAGCAUGGUGAAAUGCUUUUAUAUAAGAUCUCUUUGCUAGAGGAAUCCGGGUUUCUUGAGAGAGCACUAGAGGAAUUGUACAAGAAAGAGCCAAAAAUAGUUGAUAAAUUGACUUAUAAAGAACAAGAGGUUUCUCUCCUGGUGAAACUUGGACGCCUAGAAGAAGGUGCCAAUAUUUACAAGGCUUUACUUACCAUGAACCCUGACAAUUACAGAUAUUAUGAAGGCUUGCAGAAAUGCUUUGGCCUGUAUUCUGAAAAUGGCAAGUAUUCCUCUGAUGAAGUUGAUCGAUUGGAUGCAUUAUACAAAUCACUUUCACAACAGUACACUUGGUCUUCUGCAGUUAAGAGGAUACCUCUUGAUUUUCUCCAAGGAGACAAAUUUCGUGAAGCAACAUUUAAUUACAUUAAGCCUUUUCUAACAAAGGGGGUUCCAUCUUUAUUCUCAGACCUUUCUCCCUUGUAUGAUCACCUUGGAAAGGCAGACAUAUUGGAACAACUUAUUCUUGGGUUGGAGCAUUCAAUUAGGGCCACCAGCAGAUACCCUGAUAGGACAGAGAAAGAGCCCCCUUCAACACUUUUAUGGAUUUUAUUCUUUUUGGCUCAGCAUUAUGAUAGAGAAGGCCAAUAUGAUGUUGCUCUUUCAAAAAUUAAUGAGGCCAUAGAGCACACACCAACUGUAAUUGAUUUAUACACUGUCAAGAGUCGGAUACUGAAACAUGCCGGUGAUUUGGUAGCUGCGGCUUCAUUCGCAGAUGAAGCUAGGUGUAUGGAUCUCGCAGACCGCUAUAUAAACAGUGAAUCUGUGAAGCGAAUGUUGCAGGCUGAUCAGUAUUACUGUACGGUUCACAAACCUUUUCCACUCUUGAAGGUGGCUUUGGCAGAAAAAACUGCUGUUUUGUUCACAAAAGAUGGGGACCAGCACAACAACCUUCAUGACAUGCAGUGCAUGUGGUAUGAACUUGCUUCUGGUGAAAGUUACUUUCGACAAGGUGAUCUUGGACAGGCCCUGAAGAAAUUUUUAGCUGUGGAGAAGCACUAUGCUGAUAUUACUGAAGAUCAAUUUGAUUUCCAUUCUUAUUGUUUGCGGAAAAUGACACUCCGUGCAUAUGUUGAAAUGCUAAAAUUUCAAGAUCGGUUGCAUUCACAUGCUUACUUUCACAAAGCAGCAGCUGGUGCCAUCAGAUGCUAUCUAAAGUUGUUUGAUUCUCCUUUGAACUCACUGGCUGAAAAAGAGGACACAUCAAAGACUCCUUCUCAGAAAAAGAAAAUGAAGAAGCAGAGGAAGGCGGAACGAGCCAAGAAAGAGGCAGAGGAGAAAAAUGAAGAAUCAAGUUCUAGUGGCAUCUCUAGGUCUGGGAAAAGACAUGUUAAACCUGCAGAUCCAGAUCCUUUAGGAGAAAAAUUAUUGAAGACAGAGUAUCCCUUGUCAGAAGCAACAAAGUACUUGAAGUUGCUUCUGAAGAACUCACCUGAUUCUUUGGAGACGCACUUACUUUCUUUUGAAGUAAAUAUGAGAAAGCAGAAGAUUUUGCUUGCCUUUCAGGCUGUAAAGCAACUGCAAAGGCUGGAUGCUGAGAAUCCAGAUUCACAUCGCUGCUUGAUUAAAUUCUUCCAUAAAUUGGGCUCAAUGCCUGCUCCAUUAACUGCUGCUGAAAAACUUGUUUGGAGUGUCUUAGAAGCUGAGCGUCCAUCCAUCAGUCAAUUGCAGGAGAAAACUCUUAGUGAGGCAAACAAAGUUUUCCUUGGUAAACAUGAAGAAUCUUUGAUGCAUAUAGUGGCAGUUGCAGAAAUGUUAUAUACCUUGGAGCACACCAAGAAACUUGAGGCUGUUAAGUUAAUUGAAGAUUCAUGCAAUAAAGUCAUGCCAAUGAAUGGGGCACUUGGACGAGUACUGGAGUGGAAACUCAAGGACUGUAUUGCAGUCCAUAUACUCUUAGAAAAAGUUCUUAUUGACCAAGAUGCUGCUUUGAGGUGGAAAGUGAGAUGUGCGGAGUACUUCCCCUAUUCUACCUACUUUGAAGGUAGUCGUAGCUCUGCUGUGCAAAACUUGUUGAACAAUCAGGAUAGCAAAGCUGCUGUGAAUGGCGGUGCAAGCCAUCCUGAAAUCAGUCAAGGUGCAAAUUCCUUUAUAUCAAAUGGAAAGCUUGAGGCGUUUAAAAGCCUUACCAUUUCAAGAUGAUGCUACUUAAGCGCAUCAAAUGACACCAUAUCUCAAUGUGUUUGAAUGAUGGAUCACAUUAAUUGUACCCUAGAAAGAGUGCUUUGCAGCAGGCUGAAAAAAGGAGCACCUUGAAGUUGUGCAAGCCAUGACAAUGCUUUCUUCUGUUGCUUUGAGAUCAAAAUUUCCGCUGCCUUUCUAAUUAAUUGUGAAAUGCAUUCCUUUGCAAAAUGUGUAUAAGUUAUCCGCAUUUAUGAUUUUAGGGUUGAAUAUAUAUAUAUAUAUAUAUAUAUAUAUAUAUUAAUUUGCUCACCAUUUGGUUGAGGUUUUUGGAGAUAUCUGGCUCCAUGGUUUUGCCCCAAAAUUUGAGGCGCUAUAGAAAAUUUUUGGGUACUGAUGAAAUCUUCUGGUCAGCAUAGGAAGAACACUGUUUUAGAGCUAAUCUUUGCCUUUGGAGCAUGUUGUACUUCGCCCCUUUCAUUAGUUGCCAUUUAUACACUACAUAAUGUGGAAAAUUUUGCUACGGAGCUGACGAGAGUGGCUAUAAAAAAUUCCCAGUUUUGUUGUUCUAAGUCUCAUCU